Molecule: messenger RNA, 960 nt
Organism: Clonostachys byssicola
Lineage: Eukaryota; Fungi; Ascomycota; Sordariomycetes; Hypocreales; Bionectriaceae
Source: the annotation of a GenBank genome assembly
AUGUCGGGCGCCAUUACAUCCAAUAAAGCCCCAGUUUACGCACCACCCCAGCCGGACAUUCUCUCGCUACUCUGCGAACCCGCGAUGCUACAGCAUUCUCAAAUACCGCCUGGGUCAUGGGACUCUCACAUGCAUGUGUUUGAUGUGGAGAGAUAUCCUCUCCUAGCAAAAGCGCUGUAUGCUCCUAAACCAUAUACGGUUGCUGAUGCUAUCACCUUUGAGGCUUCCAUGGGCCUCGAUGGCGUUGUCAUAGUCCAACCUUCAGGGUACGGCAACGACAACUCAUGCCUCCUCGAUGCACUCCGCCAACUUGGGCCACGAAAUGCCCGAGGUGUUGUGGGCUUUGACCCUGCGACGACGUCUCCAGAAACCCUUCGGGAAUGGCAUGGCCUUGGGAUUCGUGGUGUACGCGUGAAUCUCCGGUCCAUCGAAUGGAGUCCUACGGAGGCCGAGCUUACCUCUGUCCUUCGCGCAUACGCAGAUCUCAUUCGGCCCCUCAACUGGGUUCUCCAAAUUUAUGUCCCACUGCCAACGGUCAAGACACUAGAGAAGAUCAUACCAGAACUCGGAAUCCGAUUCUGUAUUGACCACAUAGGUCAUCCACCAUUGAAUGAAUCUGGGCUCCAAUAUGCUCAGACUCGGAAUCCAUAUGAUCUCGACGGCUUCGCAUCAUUGAUUCGCCUCCUGCAGGGCGGACAGACAUAUGUGAAACUUUCUGCAGCGUACCGCUUCAGCCAAGCCACCGACUAUGAGGAUGUAGCACCUAUUGCCAAAGAAGUGUUGAGGGUUGCAGGAAGAAGCCAUGUGGUAUUUGCAACUGAUUGGCCACAUUCUCGGUACGAAGGCCUUGAUAUCUCGCCUUGGGUACAAAAGGUGCUUGAGUGGUGUAACGAUGAUAGAUCUCUCGUGGAGAGAGUCUUUCGAGAUAAUGCAAGGGAUUUAUGGGAUAUCAGAGAUUGA